GGCGUGAUAACUCUUCCUUUAUAACGUUCUAUGAACCUACAGCUCUCUUGUCUAAUUCCACACAUUAUUAUUCUCAGGAUAUGAAAACAUCAAAGUGCAAUAUAGAAAUAUCCGUUAUUCAACAUAUACCAUUCAAAAUCAUGUUGCUACGAGCGGCUAUAAAAGCAAAGGUACCUAAGAUAUCACGGCUAACAUAGGAGGUAUGUAAUCGGGGCAGAGCAAUGCUAGCUAUUAUAAAUGACUACCAAUGCCUACAAUGAAAUUCAAUAUUCUAGAUACUUUAGGUACCUAGCAUACCUCGAACUCACUUGUUACGCUCUAAGAACAUUGUUUCUUUAUACCUUCAUAAUUACAUUAACAAUGCCAAUUCUCUUUAAAUAUUCUAAUUUUAGGGUACACUAGGUUAGUAACCUCCAUUGUCUAUUUUCAGCCGAUAGAACCAUGAAGAACACCCAGGAGUAUUUAUUACCCCGUGCAAGUACUCAUAAACCCCAAAUCAGUUUUAUCUGCAAUAAUGGAUAACGAAUUACAAGGCGAGCGUGAUCAUCAAGAUCGGGAACAUCAAGCCGAAGAAUCGGAGCUGGACUUCGACAUUGAGGAUUUUUUACUUGAAGAGGAUCAGGGCGUAGAUUGGGAGUCAUGGUGGCAGAUCAUCGUACAUCGAAACGGAGGUGUCCAAGAAGCCGAGCCCCCUGAAUACCCAGACGGGGCCUGGAGUUUAGACGACAAGGAGGCCCCUUUCCCCUUUAACCUUAACGGAACAUGGCACUGUGCCGCGCUGUUAAUGCUGAUAAUUCUCGUACACUUCGAGUUGGAUACGGAAUGGCUGCUCCAACGCGGGUAUAGGUGCUACCUCCUACGCAUAUUCUUCAGAAUAAUUCUCACGGUAGCUAUCUCUUUCUUCAGCACGUUAGUCUUCGAAGUCAUCGGCAAUAUACUCGACCUGGCGAGGGAAGCCAUAAUCGACAGGAUUUCACUUCAGGUAAAAGCUUUCUUUGUGGAGCGCCUAGGUUGGGGACCUGUUGACAGCGAGGGACGCGCCGACUGGGCAAAUGGCGUUCCAUUCUACCACGAUACAGCGUAUUUUCACCAGCCUAUUAUUGAGAUGGUCAGUGGCAUUGCUAUAUUGGCUUUCCACUAUGUAAUUGCGGUGAAGCUAUCAGUUAUUCGACUAGUGGCGGGCUCUUGGAUUAUUUGGUUAGCGGAAUUGGUAUCAGCAGACCUAACUAAGUUUAUUGCGAGCUUACCUUCUUAUUUCGCUUUGCCUAGGCCCGAGAUAAGUGAUCCAUUCGACGCGAGGACUUUGCUCUGGGAGCACGGAGUCCCGUGGUUUCUACAGGUGUGGACAGCGGCAUUCUUGUACUUGUCCGUCUUCCUAUUCAUGUCGAGAGCGGAAAAACCAAUCAUCCUAGGACUAGGUGGCCAAGAUCCCUUUUCUAAACUUGUUUUUCAGCUUCUUCGGGCGACUGCUAUGCACCUGCUAGCAUACACGGCUUACCAAAUUACCUGUAGUUGCGUAAUCGCCGCUCAAGCACUUCUAUUCCAGUAUAACAUGUACGAUUUGUACGAUUCCCUACUUGGUCACAUAUUUACGAAGAGGAGUAACAUAGAGCUAUCAUUGGGAGCUGGCGUAUGGAUUAUGGUUGCGCACUGGCUGGUUAAGAGCGCUUGUAGAUGGUUCGUGGUUGUCUGUUGGCCGUUGUGGAUUUCAUACAUCGCAUGGCUAUCAAUCAAGACGGAGGAAUCAACUUGGCAGAACUGGAUUGUAUAUGGAUCACUGCUCGACAAUGAUAUGGAUGUACUUGAUCCGGACAAGAGAGUUACUGCGAGGGCAAUAAUGACCACCCUGUUUGGCUUGAAGAGCUCAUGGCCAGCUAGAAUGAGACUAAGUACGGGCGAUGAUGUAGACUAGCUAUAUUUUACGUGCUAGUAUAAUAUGGUUAAUAGAGGUAUUAUUGGGUAGUUAUCGGGUAGUUACGAGAUGAGUAUUUAUUUUAGGUCAAGUUCUUGAUUUAUUAGAAGCAUAGGAGGUCAUUUAUCACAUAUUACGUAGGAAACUUAGUAUCAUUUGCUC
Daldinia decipiens is the source of this 2074-nucleotide messenger RNA. RefSeq lists its product as uncharacterized. Lineage: Eukaryota; Fungi; Ascomycota; Sordariomycetes; Xylariales; Hypoxylaceae. The coding region runs from base 515 to 1912 and encodes 465 amino acids. The record is from RefSeq and is a predicted model, not a curated record. The transcript has 3 exons.